CGGAUUUUUUUUCAGGCUGGUGUUGAACCGCACUGGUGUACAUGUUUGAAUUGGCAGGACGCUCUAACAUUACCUAGCGAUCGAGCGAUAGCAGAGCAGCUCGCGGAGGCGAUUGUGGAAGUGAUUAAUCGGCAACUAAAGGAUGUUUUCCACUUAUGUGCCAAGCUGAACUUGAAAAAACUAAUGGGAGCGAAAAAAUUAGUACCGAAUGAAGGAGUGUUGAAGUACAAAAAUGUGAAGGACGCGGAUGGUUUUGUUCCCGAUUUAAGCGGUAAAACGGAGACAGCUUUCGCAUACUAUCAGAUCAAACUACAAACACAACCUGGCGACGCAAUUUACGAGGUGACGCUGUUGUACAACUUCAAAAUGAAGGAGGUUCAUAUCGAUCUCACUUCUAUCAGUCAUCCAAACAAAUUUGGUGACAAACCACACUGUAUCAUAGAUAAGAAUUUCUUUCUUGCUACUUAUUGUGUGUGUCAUGAUAAGAUUUGA
Molecule: messenger RNA, 492 nt
Organism: Ostertagia ostertagi
Lineage: Eukaryota; Metazoa; Nematoda; Chromadorea; Rhabditida; Trichostrongylidae
Source: the annotation of a GenBank genome assembly